Molecule: messenger RNA, 852 nt
Organism: Cynara cardunculus var. scolymus (artichoke)
Lineage: Eukaryota; Viridiplantae; Streptophyta; Magnoliopsida; Asterales; Asteraceae
Product: protein INAPERTURATE POLLEN1
Exons: 2
Coding region: 1-852 (283 amino acids)
Biological process (GO): DNA-templated transcription
Molecular function (GO): sequence-specific DNA binding
Source: RefSeq, a predicted model, not a curated record
AUGUUCAAAUCUUUAUCUCGGAAGAAACCCACCGGUCGCCGCCGAUUCAGGGACUACUACACCGAUUGGAUCAACACCCUCAAGACCGUCCACCUCCCACUCCUCCGUCACCACAUGUCUUCCACAACCUCCACUUCCUCCCCCAACCUCCUCUCCGCCCACGUUGAAAUCAUCCACCACCACUUCAAAUCCUACUACCAUACCCUCGACCUCGCCGCCGCCAGCGACGUCUCUCAAAUUCUAUUCCCCACCGACCACCGUAACGCCAUGGAACUCCCUUUCCUCUGGCUAGGCGACCUCCACCCCUACCUCUUCACUAACCUCCUCCGAUCGUUCCUCCUCCAACACGACGACAGUUCUUCGCAGAAUGAACCAGAGAACGACGAUGAAGACUACGAUUACCAGGGACACCAAGAACAAGAACAAGAAGAAGAAGAAAUCGAGGUGGGUGAAUCUUGCGAGUUCUUGAAGAAACAGUGGCCGUUGAUGAAUGCUUGGAAGAUCCAGUCACGUAAAUUAACGACAAGAAUCGAUCAGAUCGAACGUGGGCUAAGGUUGAUGGUGCCAGCAUUGAUGAACAGAGUAAGAAAAGCUCAGGCAGGGUUUAUCCAGAAAGUUGGUUCCGGCGAAGUGAGUGCAGUGGUGGCGGCGGCGGAAAUGGAGGAGGAGAUGGUGGGGAUAGUGAUGGAUGCAAAUAGGAUGCGAAAGGAUGUGAUAUCCGAGAUUGUGAGUGUGACGAGUGUAUAUCAGGCAGCUCUGUUUCUUGAAGGAUUAGCCCAAUUUCUUGUUGGGUUACGAGAUGGGAAAUUGUUGCAGGAAUUCAAGAGCUGUAAAUCGCCAAUCAAUUCGUGA